This is a messenger RNA of Trifolium pratense (red clover), 1986 nucleotides long. RefSeq lists its product as uncharacterized. Lineage: Eukaryota; Viridiplantae; Streptophyta; Magnoliopsida; Fabales; Fabaceae. The transcript has 2 exons. The coding region runs from base 1 to 1986 and encodes 661 amino acids. The record is from RefSeq and is a predicted model, not a curated record. Gene Ontology annotation, molecular function: nucleic acid binding; zinc ion binding.
AUGUCUAGUCCACCUUCACCUAGAACAGCAGCUAUGGCUAUUCAAAUGAGAGCCAUGCGUGACCAUUUUGAGAGAUUGUUAAGAGAACAAGGUGAACAAUUCCAACAAAAAUUUGAUGAGUUAGAAAGGAGGUCUAAUGAUGGUAGUGGUGAUGAGGAGGAAAGAAGGCGUAGGAGGAGACAAGGGAGAGAUCCUUUGAGGGGCAUAAAAAUUAAAGUUCCAUCUUUUGUUGGGAAGAGUGAUCCGGAGGCGUAUCUAGAAUGGGAGACUAAAAUUGAGCAAAUUUUUAAUUGUCACAAUUAUUCUGAUGUUGAAAAAGUGCAGGUUGCUUCCAUUGAGUUCAAGGAGUAUGCUUUAGUGUGGUGGGAUCAAUUGAUCAAAGAUAGAAGGAGGUAUGAUGAACGACCAAUUGAUACUUGGGAAGAGAUGAAGAGAAUCAUGAGGAGAAGGUUUGUUCCUUCCUAUUAUCAUAGGGAUUUACACAACAAAUUGCAAAGACUCACUCAAGGUUCUAAAAGUGUUGAAGAAUAUUUCAAGGAGAUGGAAGUUGCCAAAAUUAGAGCUAAUGUGGAGGAGGACAAUGAAGCAACCAUGGCUAGGUUUCUUCAUGGUCUAAAUCGUGACAUUAGUGACAUAGUGGAACUUCAUCACUAUGUUGAAAUGGAUGAAUUGGUACACCAAGCUAUCAAAGUGGAACAACAACUCAAAAGAAAGAGCCAAGCAAGGAGAAGUUCCACCAAUUUCAAUUCUCCAAAUUUGAAAGACAAUGAGGGUGCUUCAUCUUCAUCAUCUACGGAGCCCAUAGUUGAAAACAAAGGUAAAGCUAUUGCACCUUCUCAAAGUGUUUCAACUAACAAAAAGGUUACAUGUUUCAAGUGUCAAGGCAAAGGGCAUAUUGCAUCUGAAUGUCCAACAAAGAGAACUAUGCUUAUGGAGGAAAAUGAAGAAGAGGAGGAAGGUAAUAAGGAUGUUGAAGAGAAUGAUGAAGAAGAAGAAGAAAUACCUAGUGGAGAGUUACUCAUGGUGAGGAGAAUGUUGUGGAACUUGGUCAAAGAAGAAGACACCACUCAAAGAGAAAACCUUUUUCACACAAGAUGCCUAGUCCAAAAAAAGGUAUGUUCUUUAAUUAUUGAUGGUGGGAGUUGUACCAAUGUGGCUAGUACUCGUUUAGUGUCGAAACUUAAUUUAGAAACAAAACCUCACCCUAAGCCAUAUAAACUUCAAUGGCUUAAUGAAAGUGUUGAAAUUGUUGUUAAUAGACAAGUUGAGGUUUGUUUUACAAUUGGGAAAUAUGAGGAUGUUGUGUUGUGUGAUGUAGUACCUAUGGAGGCUAGUCAUUUGUUGUUAGGAAGACCUUGGCAAUUUGACAAGAAGGAAUUUGAAGACAUGUUUCCAAAGGAGGUACCAAGUGAUUUACCACCUAUAAUAGGAAUUGAGCAUCACAAUGACCUCAAUCUAAGACCAUCCAUGUCAACCCGGCCAACUUACCGAAUCAAUCAACCACAAACUAAAGAAUCACAAAAACAAGUGGUUGAAUUUGUGAGAAAAUUGCAUGAGCAAGUGAAAAUGAAAAAUGGAGAGAAAAUUGAAAUUUAUGCAAAAAAGGCUAACAAAGGAUGGAUGGUGGUUGUUUUUGAUCCCGGGAAUUGGAUUCGAGUACAAAUGAAAACAGAAUUAUUGAAAUCACAAAAGAAGUCCAAACUUAAGGGUGAAGAAUUGUUCAAUUCGAGGUCGAAUUCUCUUCAAGAAGGAGGGAAUGAUGAGGACAUAAACCAAGACAUAAGUGAUGCAAUCCAAAGCUUAGGAGGUCCUAUGAAAAGGGCUUGUGCAAGAAGAAUCAAUGAUGUCUUAGUUCACUUCAUGAUCAAAUCCAUAGAAGGUCCGGCCCAAGUUGAUGAAGGCUUGGCCCAAAUUGAAGAAAAAGAACCAAAGUUGAAGAUUAUCAUCCAAGCAUGGAUAGUGGAAAAUAAAGAGCUCCUCCACUAA